CCAAAAUGUUGCCCGUUUCUUGACACUUGGCUUUUGUAGCUCAAGAACACUUCAGGAGACCAACCCAAUCCUCCACUUCUGAAGGCUGUAAGAAAAAAGUUGAUCUGAAAUCUGAAUAUGGAUACCAUAGAGUUCCGAAAAAGAGGGAAAGAGAUGGUCGAUUAUAUUGCAGAUUAUCUCGAGCAGAUAGAGAAGAGGCAGGUGUAUCCUGAUGUGGAGCCAGGCUAUCUGAGGCCCCUCAUCCCAGAUUCUGCCCCCGAAGAUCCAGAAAGCUUUGAAGACAUCCUUCAAGAUGUUGAAAGGGUCAUUAUGCCAGGGGUAACUCAUUGGCACAGCCCUCGCUUCUUUGCUUAUUUCCCCACAGCUAGCUCUUUCCCAGCUCUUCUGGCAGACAUGCUGUCUGGGGGCAUAGGAUGCAUGGGCUUUUCUUGGGCGUCUAGCCCAGCGUGCACAGAACUGGAGACAGUGAUGCUGGACUGGCUAGGAAAGAUGAUCAAUCUGCCUCCACAAUUUUUGUCUGGGAAAGAUGGAGAGGGAGGUGGGGUGAUCCAGAGCACUGCCAGUGAAGCUACCUUGGUUGCCCUGCUUGCAGCUAGAACCAAAGCAAUCCAUCGAGUCCAGUCAGAAAACUCAGAAUUGACUCAAGGAGACAUCCUUAGCCGCUUGGUGGCUUAUACGUCUGAUCAAGCUCAUUUUUCUGUAGAAAAGGCUGGAUUAAUUGCCGGAGUGCGGAUCAAGGAAGUCCCCACCGAUGACAAGUUUGCUGUACGUGGAUCAGCUCUAAGGAGAGUUCUGGAUCAAGACAAAGCUGCUGGUCUUAUCCCGUUCUUUUUUUGUGCAACGCUAGGAACCACGACAUGCUGCUCAUUUGACCGACUGCUGGAACUGGGCCCGAUUUGUAAUGCUGAGAAUAUGUGGAUGCAUAUUGAUGCUGCCUAUGCUGGGAGUUCAUUCAUCUGUCCCGAAUUCCGCUAUCUUCUCAAUGGAGUGGAAUUUGCAGAUUCAUUUAACUUCAACCCACACAAAUGGCUUCUGGUGAACUUUGACUGUUCUACUAUGUGGGUGAAGAAGAGAACAGAUUUAACCUGUGCCUUUAAGAUAGACCCUGUUUAUCUGAAGCAUGACCAUCAAGAAUCGGGACUUAUCACAGAUUAUAGGCACUGGCAAAUCCCUCUGGGUCGGCGGUUCCGUUCCUUGAAAAUGUGGUUUGUCUUUCGAAUGUAUGGUGUGAAGGGGCUCCAGGAAUACAUCCGCAAGCAUAUUAAGCUUGCUCACGAAUUUAAGAACCUGGUACUUCAGGACGAUCGAUUUGAGGUCUGUGCUGAUGUUGUAUUGGGACUGGUGUGCUUCCGACUAAAGGGCACUAAUGAACUCAACGAGGCCCUGCUUAAGAGCAUAAAUGAGGCGCGGAAGAUCCAUCUUGUUCCAUGUCGCCUGAGAGGGAAAUUUGUGCUGCGUUUUUCAAUUUGCUCUCGCACUGUGGAAUCUGCCCAUGUCCAGUUUGCCUGGAAGCACAUUGUGCAACUGGCGAGUGAACUUCUGAAAGCACAGAGACAGCAACAGUGACAGACUUCGUUGACUGGAUAAUUUAGGGAAUGACAAAGGGCCAGUGGUAGCAGUGAAUUAUGGGGUCUCCCAGCAUAUCUGAUAUCUGCCAAACUACUCACGGCAAACUGUGCUAGAACCAAAUACGUAGGUAAGAGCCUACGAGUCCUGUCUUAUUGACCACAAUCCAUCCUGCCCUGCUCAGAGCAGUACCUGUGUCUGUCUGUAUCUGCAAAAUGCUGUUUCUUCAUGCCUAUCCCUGCCCUCUCCAGCUUGGGGACACCUUCUCCAAGCUUUGAUGGAUGCUUAGACAGAGCCAUUUUAUACAACUAAGGGAACAGCUCACCAGUUUUCUACCCUAAGCUCUGGCUCUCUCCUAAGCCUGCCACUUUAGGCCAUACCCAUAGGACACAGCCAUUCACAGUAACUACAUUCCCAACAAUAAAUCAAAUGCAGCUCUCUCUGGGUUGGGUCCAGACUAACUUUUCCAAGGGUAAAGAGGUCUGCAGAUUGAAGGGGUAAUUGGUGGAAAUUGCCAGUUUAAUCUGGAUCCAACCCUCUAGAACUAGAAUUAAUUGGUGUUUGGACAACUACCCUUUUGGUCAGUGAAGCAAAAUUAAUGAUAGGAUUUUCCAAGGUAUCGAAUCAAUCGGGAAGUUCCCGAUGGUUUCAUAAUUAGGGUUUCCUGGGUUGUUUCCCGAGCUGUUCAAUCAGGGCUCCAGUGAGCUUUGCUUAGUUUACUCUUACAUACUUGACCCAUCAUUGGCUGAUUUCGCACACGUUGGAUAAUGCACUUCCAAUCCUCUUUAGAGAUCAUUUGGAACUGAAUUUUUCGUGUGUGAAACAAAAAAUCCACUUCCAAACGAUUGCUAAAGUGCAUUGAAAGUGCAUUAUCCAACGUGUGCCGAAUCAGCUAUUGCAUCCAAGAAUACUGAGCGUAAUAUUGUUUACUCAGCCUUUGAUUCCAAGAAGCAAAGAAAGACACUCCUGCCCAUAGCUGGAGUCUAUUUUCUUUGCUCUCUGCUCACUGUCACCUCUUUGCAUAAACAGAGGAAUGACUGAGGCACAAAAUGAGAUUGUUAUCUCAGAACAAUUUCCUUAGUUAAAGCCCCUUUUCGAUUAUGCUGUAAUUUGCAAAAGGGGGUUAAUUUACGUGAGCGGUUGGGGAACUAGAAAAUGAGGCAUGUGGUGGCACAAAAUUCCUGUUGUUUCCCUUCCACAACAGUCCAUGAGCCUAGAAAAUUAUAUCUGCAGCUUUGUAAUUUCUUUAAGAAGUCAUUACUUGGUCAUAAGUGAACAUGGAGAAAACAGUCAUUGUAUAGCACAGAGCCAUACCUGGCCAUACAGUCCUUUGCCAAUGUGGUAGUUUUUCUAGUAUCGGCAAUACAAAACCAGAGUGAGAAAAACAGAAGACCUGAAUCAGUCUAAAACCUUCGCAUUACGGAGAACCAAGCCUUGUAUAUUUCAGCGUACCUUUCGGUGAAGUCACUGUGCUUGGAAUCACAGCCUCAUUGUUACAGGUUUUGAUUUAGAGCCCCAUCACCACCAUCAGAUGUGCUAAAGUGUUGUGGCAUUUCUACACUGUGAAAUGCUGGCUGUUCAUUCUAUGUCUAGGUAGACUUGUGUCCUGACUAGAUCCAAAAAAAAAUUUCCGAUCCAGCUGAUUGUGGAUUGGUGCCAGUGAUGAUCCCGACUAAACGAUCCACACCGAUCAUCUCCCGUUCCCGAUCCGUGGAUCGUGGAUCGUGGAGGCCAAAGCAGGGCGCGCUGCUAUUCCCAGCUAUGUGGGAAGGUGUUGGUGGCAGCCACCGGGCAUGGGGAGAUGGUGAUGAGCCGCCUCCCCUCAGGGGGCAGGGGGUCUGGCCGCUCGCUGGCGGCACCCCCCAUGUGCCCGCCCACCAGGCCAAAAGGGAGCGCGCUGGGGAGAAAAGAAUGGUGGGUGAUGCCGGCUGCAUCUGUGUUUGUGUUUGGCCUUCUGUGUUUGGCCGUCAGAGCUGCCUAUCAGGGUUUGCAGGGAUGAGAUUGGAGUGCCCAUGGCUACAGAACACCCCCUUCCCCCUCCCUCCCCUGGGUGUCUUCUCCCAACUGGUGACUGCUUUGUUGCUCUGUGGUUGGAAGGAAGCCCUGCUGAUCAAGGAAAACUGGGCUUCCAUUUGGGUUUCCAGGGUGACAGAAGGAGGGGAAACACAGCUCAGGCAUUCCCCUGGUUCCGUUGCCCUGGGAAUAGAUUACUGGUGCCUGAGUGUCUGGCUUCCCGAUCCGAGCACGAUCCAGCCCCGAUCCAGCCCCCCUCCCGAUCGCUGGAUCGUUGGCCGUGGCCGAUCACGAUCCGCUGAGUCACGAUCGCAUGAUUGCCAUUAUCGCGGGGUUUUUUGGAUCGUAAUGAGGAUCGUGCCCAUCUCUAGUCCUGACUUCUUCCAUGAUGCUCACAUGUGCUAAAGGUAACCAAGUAAUGCUUAAUAUGCAGUCAAAAACCUGGAUCUAGUUCUUACUGGGAUGCUAAAUCUGUGUCUGGGCCACAUAAUUUUUACCUGUGAAUGCUUUUUGCUGACACCUUGACUGUUUCCACACACCCUUAAAGGGAUGGCCCACUCACCGAACGCUGGCAGCUUUUCCUCAUGAAUCCAGAUGCCUCCAUUUGCAAAACGGUUGCGGGCCGUCUGGCUUCCAUUUUAUCAGAGCCUUUUUUGGGAAUGCACUUUC
Messenger RNA from Eublepharis macularius, 4248 nucleotides. RefSeq names its product dopa decarboxylase (gene DDC). Bases 118 to 1566 code for a protein of 482 amino acids. Gene Ontology annotation, molecular function: aromatic-L-amino-acid decarboxylase activity; pyridoxal phosphate binding. Lineage: Eukaryota; Metazoa; Chordata; Lepidosauria; Squamata; Eublepharidae. The record is from RefSeq and is a predicted model, not a curated record. Gene Ontology annotation, biological process: catecholamine metabolic process; serotonin biosynthetic process; amino acid metabolic process. The transcript has 14 exons.